Molecule: messenger RNA, 2963 nt
Organism: Ornithorhynchus anatinus (platypus)
Lineage: Eukaryota; Metazoa; Chordata; Mammalia; Monotremata; Ornithorhynchidae
Gene: MFSD12
Product: major facilitator superfamily domain containing 12
Exons: 18
Coding region: 374-2467 (697 amino acids)
Biological process (GO): carbohydrate transport
Cellular component (GO): membrane
Molecular function (GO): symporter activity
Source: RefSeq, a predicted model, not a curated record
CUGCCCCUCUGCUCUCCCCGGUGGUUUGACUCCGCCGGCUUGCCUCGGGCCGGGCAAUAAGGGGCCGGGCCGCGGAGGAGUUCGCUGGGGGAGCCGGCGAGUUCCUGGAGCCGGAGGGAGGGGACGCCGGGCUCCGUUGGGGCCGGGAGCGAGAGAAAGGAAGGAAGGAAGGAAGGAAGGAAGGAAGGAAGGAAGAAAAAAAGAAAGGGAGGGACGGAGCUCGGGAGCCGGCGUCGGGUUGCCCCUCGGGGCUCCGAGGGCGAGCGCGCCGCUCCGCAGUCCCGGCGCCCUGCCGCCUCCCGGCUCGGAGGAGGAUGAGCGGACCGCUCUGAGCCCGGACUGGGGCGGAUCGGGCCGGGGAGCAGACGGAGCCAUGGACGAGCCGUCGCUCCCCGUCCUGGCCCGGCUCGGCUACUCCAUCGGCCACUUUCUCAACGACCUGUGUGCGUCCAUGUGGUUCACCUACCUGCUGGUGUACCUGCACUCGGUGCUGGGAUACACGUCGGGCGGCGCCGGCGUCCUGCUCCUCGUGGGCCAGGUGGCCGACGGCAUCUGCACCCCGCUCAUCGGCUACGAGUCGGACCAGUCGGGCGGCUGCGGGCGCUACGGCCGCCGCAAGUCUUGGCAUCUGGUCGGUACAGUGAGUGUCCUGCUGUCCUUCCCCUUCAUCUUCAACCCCUGCUUGGGUUGUGGGAACUCCACUCCGGAAUGGGCCAGCCUCUUCUACUAUGCUCCCUUUGUCAUCAUCUUCCAGUUUGGCUGGGCAGCCACGCAGAUCUCCCACCUGGCUCUCAUCCCCGAGCUAGUCACUAACGACCAUGACAAGGUGGAGCUCACAGCCUUCAGGUACGCUUUCACAGUCAUGGCCAACAUUACCGUGUAUGGGGCAGCCUGGCUGCUGUUGCACUUUGAGAGGGGCCAGCCCCAGGCACCUAGCAGCACUGAUCAGCUGGGGCAGCAUGACAUUCCUGUCUUCCGGAAUCUCUCUUUAAUUGUGGUUGGGGUUGGUGCUGUCUUCUCCCUCCUGUUCCAUGUGAGCACCAAGGAGAAGAGGUCCUCCCCGCUGAGGGAGGCACCAGAAACCACUGAACGUACCCCCUUGCUGCCUGCUGCCCCAAAGCCCCCUGCUCAGUCCCUGCUACUCUGGAAACACUGGCUGAGAGAGCCCGCCUUUUAUCAGGUGGGGUUGCUAUAUAUGACUACUCGGCUCAUUGUCAAUCUGUCCCAGACCUACAUCGCCAUGUAUCUCACCAACUCACUCCUGCUGCCCAAGAAGUAUAUUGCCACCAUUCCUCUGGUAAUGUACAUCAGCGGUUUCCUCUCCUCUUUCCUUAUGAAGCCUGUCAACAAGUGGAUUGGGAGAAAUCUGACCUACUUUGCUGGUGUCCUGGUGAUCUUGGCCUUUGCCUCCUGGGUGGCCCUAGUUGACCGGCUAGGGGAACUCAUCUAUGGCGCAGCUGUGCUGCUGGGUGUGGGCUCUGCCACCAUCCUGGUCACCUCUCUGUCGAUGACAGCUGACCUCAUUGGGCCCCACACGCACAGUGGGGCCUUCGUAUAUGGGGCCAUGAGCUUCACAGACAAGGUGGCCAACGGGUUCGCUGUGAUGGUCAUCCAGAACCUGCACCCCUGCCCGACGGAGCUGUGUUGUCCGGUCUGCAUCACCUUCUACCACUGGGUGAUGGUGGUGGUGACGGGGGGCAUGGGCGUGGUUGCCACCUUCUGCUUAUGCUCCAUCAUCAUCUGGCCCAUCCGAGUCCGAUUCCGUUUCUCCUGUGCUCUUCAAAAGGAAGUCCCCCACCUGGGCCGGCUUUACGUCACUCAACACUAUCUCUGCUUCUGCUACAGUCUUUUCCUCAAGGAUAUGAAGCUGGUGAUUCCAAUCACCUCCAUCACCAACAUCAAAAAGGCCAACACUGCCCUGCUUGUGCCCAAUGCCCUCAGUGUCCGCACUAUGGAGGGAGAGAAGUUUCUUUUUGUGUCUUUACAUCUCCGGGAUACAGCUUAUCGGCUCCUGAAUUCCCUGUGCCAAAGCCUCCAGGCCGACGGCCCCACGAGCAUCCCCCCGGUCUCUCCCGGUGGCAGCGACAGCAGCAUUAAAGGCAACAAGAAGUCGCAGGACUUGAGCCCAUCUGAGUCAGAGGGGAACCAGCAGGCAGGACCCGGCUUCUGGCACACCCCAGGUCAAGCAACCGGGCCAAACCAGGUGAAGGUAGAAGCUGAAGAGGAGCCUGCAACCCUGGGGCCCGAGAAGCCCUGGGCCCAACCCCUGAUGAUGCCUCCCCCAGCUGGCUCGUGCCCGCCCCUCAGCACCCUUGACAUUGUGGUCCGCAUCUACUUUGUGCUAAUGGUGGUCCUGCUAGUGUCCUCGGGCUACAUUGGCCUGAAGAUGGUGGAACUGGAGCAGCAACUGCAGUCCUUGGGGGCCUGGCCAGAGAUGAACCUGGGAAGCCAGUACAAAGAGUCUUGAUGGGGCCAGGCAGAGAUGCUGGAGCCGAGGAACAGAGAUGCCCAAGACAUCCAGGCUGGUGAUCUCUCCUGUCACAAGACCCGACCCGAGAAGGGGCUAUUUUCCCCUCCACAGGAUUGAUAACACACAGGGGCCAGGUGAGGCUGGGGGAAGAGUAUGCCCAAACCUAUUCUCCUGCCACUGCUUUCUCACUCCAAGCCUCAGCUUCUCCCUCUCCCCUCUCCCUUCCAAGUUCUGGCCCUUCCUUUCAGCCCCUUUAUGUCCCCUUUCUCUGAUGGGGAAUUGAGGUCUAAGCUUAUUAGCUCCAACCCCCUGCUGCCCCUGCACCUGUUAAGGGUGACUGCUACAGCCCAGCUCCUGUGGUCUCCCAUCAGGAUCUGGAUUCUUCCCAGCCUGUCCCCCAGUCCUGGGGUAUGUUUUGUGUGUGUGAGCCUUUUUGGACUCUUUGACGUUGACUGUUCAUACUUGUUUAGGAAUAAAGACAGUAAAAUUUGGA